Molecule: messenger RNA, 675 nt
Organism: Podospora anserina S mat+
Lineage: Eukaryota; Fungi; Ascomycota; Sordariomycetes; Sordariales; Podosporaceae
Exons: 1
Coding region: 1-675 (224 amino acids)
Source: RefSeq, a predicted model, not a curated record
AUGAUGUGCCAGCUCACUGCUCGAUCCCGGUGGAACGUCAUGCUGGGAAUCUUGGAUGGGGCCGAGGAAGAAUCGGCCAGCGACAGAGAACGGGCGGUCAGACAGCUUUCCAUGAGCGAAUCUGGCUUCUUGGAAGCGGUCCCUUACGUUGUUGCCGCAGAGGUGACUUCGAUUGCCUGUUUUGUCUUUUCCCGCCAUCGAGAGAUGCUCAUGGACUUUUACCAGGAGUUGUUCAAGUUGCGGAAGGCAUACACACCAACUGGAGAGGAAGUAGAUGAGGAGAUGGAGCCCGAUGGCCAACCGCACUCAAACCGUGAGUUCACGUAUGAUGAGUGGGAGAAGGAGAAUUUGCUAUACUUGUCGUCAGCCGUGGGCUUGGGACUUGGCUAUCUCGAGAGGGUGCAGGAUCUGUCAGACAUGGCCCGACCAUCGUGGUUCCGAUUGAUUCUCGGCCACUUUCAACCGGCCGAGCACUCUCAUGUUCUGAGACUGAUGAAAACGUGGGAUGAGGUUGUUGGACCGGUUCAAGAACAAGGCGGCACGUUUGAGGCGGAAACGCCGGUGCGGAUGCCGCCGCAGCCACAACCUGGCUCGUCAGUCCGAACAUCUUACGGUGCUUCGAGUUACCCGGGAUUUCAUCACAUCUUUUCCGGCCAAGCGAGGUCGUCGUAUUAA